AUGGAAAUAAUUGUGCUCUCUUAUGACAUGUGGGUUGCAAGUGUUGUUCAAGAAAAUGCUCCUUUAAAUGCCACAUAUACAUCGCCUGAUAUUCAAAAGGAGAUUCUUUAUAUAUUUUCCAACAAGGUCAAGAAAGAGAUCCGUCAAGAAAUUGGAGAUUCAAAAUUUUGCAUCAUAGUAGAUGAAGCACGUGAUGUGUCCAAAAGAGAGAAAAUGGCUCUUGUUUUGAGAUUUGUAGAUAAAGAAGGGUUCGUUCGUGAAUUAUUUUUUGGUGUUAUCCAUCGUAAUGAUGAAUUAAAGGAGGGUCAAUCUGUUGAACUUGCUACUAAGAUUGCAAAUGAUGAAAUUGAAUCAGGGACGGGGCUAAAUCAAAUUGGUACCUUAAAGCAAGCUGGAGAUACUCGUUGGGGUUCUCAUUUGAAUUCUAUUUCUAGCUUGCUCAAAAUGUUUAAUGCAACUUGUGUGGUUUGGAGUAAAAUUGCAAAAGAAAAAGUUUCAUAUUCUCAAUGUGGAGAUGCAGAUUUUGUUAGGGGGUGGAAUAUCUCGAAAUCAAAGAUUAGUGUUAUGCAUUAUUAUCGUGUUGAUAUCUUUAUUACUACACUUGACUAUCAAUUGCAAGAAUUAAACUCUAGAUUCAAUGAACAUUCAGUAGAGUUGCUUGUUCUUAGCACUGCUUUUGAUCCUAGAGAUGGAUUUAAAUUGUUCAAGAUUGAUGAUAUUUGCAAACUUGCAGAGAAGUUCUAUCCUCAUGAUUUCUCAGAGCAAGAAGUAGUACAUUUAAGAAUUGAACUUCAACAUUUUUUGCUUGAAAUUCCAAAUCAUCUUGAAUUACAUAAUUUAUCUAGUAUUCAAGAAUUGUGUCAAGGCUUGGUGAAAACAAGGAAAGUAAUUAUGUAUCCUCUUAUUGAAAAAUUACUUAGGCUUGUUCUUACUCUUCCUGUAUCAACAACAACUACAAUUAGAGCAUUUUCUAUCAUGAAAAUUAUCAAGACAAAGCUCCGAACCAAGAUUGAAGAUAGUUUUUUGAAUGAUUGCUUGAUUGUUUGUAUUGAGAAAGAAAUUGCUACAAAAUUUAGUACUGAAUCCAUUAUAGAUGAGUUUGCAUGUAUAAAGAAUCUUCGAGCACAACUUAAAAUUGAUCUUUUGAAUUAUUAUUGUCCCUCUUUCUAUUGA
Messenger RNA from Humulus lupulus (European hop), 1173 nucleotides. RefSeq lists its product as uncharacterized. NCBI's taxonomy places the organism in Eukaryota, Viridiplantae, Streptophyta, Magnoliopsida, Rosales, Cannabaceae. The record is from RefSeq and is a predicted model, not a curated record. Bases 1 to 1173 code for a protein of 390 amino acids. The transcript is spliced from 4 exons. Gene Ontology annotation, molecular function: protein dimerization activity.